GAGAAGACCGAGAGAACUGUUUGGUUUGUUUCGGAAUUUCUAACGUUCCCGAUUCUCCCGCGCUGUAUCGUUUACCGAUCUUCGUGGCCACCCGGUCGUGUUAUGUAAAGCUAUUCGUAAGCUCUCACACACCACCCUUCUCUCUCCUCUCUCUCUCUCAUCGGCUUCUCAAUAAUCAAUCUCCUAUUGGCUGCCUCCCCAAUCUCUCUGUCCGAACAUUUUCCGACGUUUGGAUUUUUCGUUUUCUAAUUUUGAUUUCCUCGUCUGAGCUUUUGACUGUUUUGGGAUUUCCAAGAGGGGAUUCCAGAGUAAGGGAGGUGCAGAAUGGGAAGGGUUAAGCUAAAGAUUAAGAGGUUGGAGAAUACAAAUGGGCGUCAAGCAACUUAUGCCAAAAGGAAGCAUGGCAUCAUGAAAAAGGCUAAUGAAUUGUCAAUACUAUGUGACAUAGACAUUGUCCUUCUUAUGUUUUCGCCCACUGGGAAGCCUUCUUUAUGCAGCGGAAAACGCAGUAGCAUUGAAGAGGUUAUAGCAAAGUUUUCUCAACUUACCCCACAGGAAAGAGCUAAAAGGAAACUGGAAAGCCUCGAAGCACUGAAGAAAACAUUCCGGAAACUGGACCAUGAUGUGAAUAUACAAGAAUUUCUGGGUACAAGUUCUCAAACGGUUGAGGACUUGAAUAAUCAAUCUAAGUUAUUGCAAACCCAGCUUUCCGAAACAAAGAAGAGAUUAAGUUGUUGGACGAACCCUGAUAAGAUCAACAGUGUAGAUCAAUUGGGACAAAUGGAAGAUUCAAUUAGAGAGUCAAUUAACCAGAUUCGAACACAUAAGGAAAAUUUACAAAAACAACAACUAAUGUCAUUAGAAUGCACCAGUCAGUUCCAAAAUGGAUUACAUAUACCCUUUAGCAUGAGUACUGAGCAGCAACUCCAGCCUCUGCCAUGGAUUCCUAGUAAUGAAAAUCGGCACAUUGUUUUACCAGAGGACACGAACUUGCUUCCUCAUAGGGACAUGGAAUGCUCUGCUAGUUCCUCGUUCGGAAGUUAUUCUGGUUACCUGGGGACAGGAAAAAGUCCAGAGAUUUCCAACUCUGGUCAGGAAAACAGUAUACUAAAUGACUUGAGUAGAGCUGCACCACUGAGGCUACAGCUGGGCGGGCAGUUUUCCUCCUACCUUCCAUACAAUCUUAAUAUGCUGACCGAUACAAAAUUCCAACAACCCGCCGAAAUGAGUCCUCAAGAAAACCCUGUGGAAUAUCAUGUUAAUGGAAGCUUUGAAGCUCCUAGACCUGAUUUUUUCACUACCCAGCAUAGUUGGGCAUCUACAUCUGGUCCCUGUGCCGUUACUAUGUUUGACGAGCAUUUAUAUUCCCAGACAAACUAAGAUACCCAUGAGUGAUUUUGUCGUCAUCCACUUAUGGAGCGUUGCAGCAGUUUGAUGAGUGCUUGAGAAAUGGACUUUUAAAAAUGGAUUUCAGUUAUGAUUUGCCGCGGAAAUGUAGAAGGCAACCACCAGGCCAUGUACAGCAGGGGGUUCAGUUCAGCAACCACAUAACAGCCCUAUCAUUAGCGAUUAGUCCCUUGCUAUGAGGAAAGGAUGGUGCUGAUGCCUAAGAAUGAGGCACCAACCUCUACAGUGAAUGUGUGUGUUAUUAUAUAUAAUUAUAGGUUUUGUAGAGUCUAAUUUUUGCUGCCUCCCCACUUUUCUUGGCUGCCAAGGUUGCUAGUGGUAAUUUAGAAUGCUGCCUUCUCCUUGUUCCUCCUCAGUAAUCUGAGCUUUGUAAAUAAAAAGUAUAUAAUAUAUAUGUAACGAUAUAUAGUACACCAAGCAUGAACUUAA
Molecule: messenger RNA, 1836 nt
Organism: Argentina anserina (silverweed cinquefoil)
Lineage: Eukaryota; Viridiplantae; Streptophyta; Magnoliopsida; Rosales; Rosaceae
Product: agamous-like MADS-box protein AGL30
Exons: 12
Coding region: 325-1380 (351 amino acids)
Biological process (GO): positive regulation of transcription by RNA polymerase II
Molecular function (GO): protein dimerization activity; RNA polymerase II cis-regulatory region sequence-specific DNA binding; DNA-binding transcription factor activity, RNA polymerase II-specific
Source: RefSeq, a predicted model, not a curated record